Messenger RNA from Clupea harengus (Atlantic herring), 3339 nucleotides. RefSeq names its product G patch domain-containing protein 8 (gene znf804b). The coding region runs from base 1 to 3339 and encodes 1112 amino acids. The record is from RefSeq and is a predicted model, not a curated record. Gene Ontology annotation, cellular component: nucleus. The transcript has 6 exons. NCBI's taxonomy places the organism in Eukaryota, Metazoa, Chordata, Actinopteri, Clupeiformes, Clupeidae.
AUGUGUCAGCGGGAGAUAGUUAAGAGGCUAAAGGAGCUGAAACAGAGAGAGUUUGCCCGGAACGUGGCCUCAAAGUCCUGGAAGGAUGAGAGGAAGCAGGAGCGAGCGCUGAAGCGCCUGUACCAGCUGGCCCAGCUCAGACAGCAGUCAGACAGCGAGAGGAGUCCCAGUCUGCCCCCUGUGACCCCUGUGGCUCCCAGCACGGAGGAGGCCCCCGAGGAGGAGCAAGGACCAGCGCCCCACACCACCUCCUCUCCAGCGCCCUCCACCCGCCCUCGCUCCCGCUCCAGCCCUUCAGCGCCUCUCUGGAGCCGCAAGGCGCCACCCUCCGCCGCCGCCUCUGCCCCCCUCUCCCUGGGCAGACCGUGCCGGCGGCCCCCUCAUCCCCCUCACGGCCCUCGCGUGGGCAUCUCCUUCUGCUUCUCGCGCCGCGCCGUGCCCAAGCUGGACUCCUGCGCCUCGGUGUUCGCCGACGCGCCCGACGACGAGUUCCAGAGGCCCGGAGGAAGGAGGCCCAGCCUCCACGCCCUCCCGUCCCACUCUCCUUCACCCUCCCACGGGCACGACGGCGACCUCGGCAGCCCCCUAAGGCCCCCAGAAAAUCUGGAAUUAAACGAGGCCAGGGCACGGCUGGAGGACACGAAAGAGAGGGAGAAGAGGAGGGAGGGACGGAGUGAUGAAACGGGAGAGAAAGACACCUCGUCGAGAGACGGCUCCUCUCACGCUCCGGAGUGUGUGUGUGUGUGUGCACAUGCUGACUCUAACCCAAGCAACUGUCACCCUCCCUGCGUGUGCGUGUGUGUGUGUGUGUGCGACCCAGAGAAACCCCACGCAGGACCUCAGAUGCACUCGACCCACAUUCACCCCCACAUGCACACAGCUCCUUCCCCCGAGCUGCAAGGACAGGAUGUUGAGGCGGAUCCUGUUUGGGACUCAGCAGAGGCGGGGGGACAAGGGCACCUGUGUAAAUCAGGCUGCCACAGCUCCGAGGAGGAGGAGGAAGAGGAGGAGGAGGAGGAGGAAGGCUCAUUCAUCAGUGUCCUGGCGAAAGACGGAGGGCCGUCUCUCAGGUGGCCCUUGGAGCUGCUGGGCUACACACACACGGAGCCCCAUCUGCCCUACAGCUGCAACCCCUGCCACGCUCAGACGCACACACUCCGCCUCUACACACACCGGGAGGACGCACACACACGCCACAGUACCCCCGCCGAGACGGAGGAGGAAGACGAGGAGGAAGACAUGGGAUUGGGAUGCCGAGAAACGGAGGCCGUGUUUGUGACGGCGGAACCCGAGCGGCCAUCGCCUCCGGCCAGGCCCAAGCGCCGCCGCAAGCACAGCGGGAGGAAGACGAAGGGGGCGGCGGCGGCGGCAGACACGAACACAACGUGUGACAAAGGACAGCGAGGAGGACCGCACGCGAGGAGGAAGAGGAAGAGAGCCGCAGCGGAGGGGGUGAGUUCCAGCCGGGUUGCCAUGGCGACGCCGGAGCCUAGCCUGAGGAGCGUGGUGGUGAAGUCGUUCUCCGCUCCGCCGAGCAAGCGGGGCGAAACGAGACGCCGCGCGGAGAGAAGGGUGGCGAAGGCUCUGCGCCUCGAGCGAUGGACGCCCUUCUCCCCUGAACCCGCCUCCGGCUGCUCGGCGACGACGGCUGACGACCACAGCUGGAGUUACGACUUUGACGUCUAUAAACAAGAUGACAGCUACAAGGUAACGCCCAGAGACAGGCACAGUUAUGAAGACCGAGAGACAGAUAUGCGCUGCGAGGCGUGGGAUGACCCCGCAUGUGACGACCCUGCAUGGGAUGACCCCCAAUGGGAUGACCCCUCACCCGCCCGGGUCAUCUUUCGGCCUUCCUGGAGUCGAGGCAACAGUCAGCCUCGUUCUUACAUCUGUGUACCGAGCUACAACCCAGGCUUCAGGCACUGUAGGGACAGCCUCAACAGACACUUAGUCCCCGGGAGGAGGUGUGAGAACAGGACACUUAGUCCCGGGAGGAGGUGUGAGAGCAGGACACUCAGCCCAGGGAGGAGGUGGCACAGGCACAGGGAAAGCAGAGAGAGGGACUACAUGAGGCCCAGGAGUCCCAGACUAAGGGGAGGACCGUGGGCCUACAGCCCCAGAGAGGUGAGCCUGGAUCGGGAGGAGGAGGAGGACGCGCGGCACAGCCCCGGUUCCACGCGGAGCGCCGGCUCCUCCACCAACACCAGCAUCUCGGAGCUCAGCUCCGACUGGGGCGCUGCUGCUGCUGGACAUGUUGGCCGGUGCUCGGGCAGAACCACCACGCAGGGCGCUGCCAACCAGCGGGCGGCGCCACGGCGAUCAGGUCCAGCCGCCCACGGAGAUAAACACGCGGCAACCACGCCACCAUCGCUCAUGCCCACGAAGAGAGACACAGAGGGGGGUUGUCAGCCAGACAAACGUGCCCACUUUGUGAGGAGACAUUUGGCGGGAUGGAGCUGUGGCAGCGGCGGCGGUAGCAAAAGAGACUCGGGCGCAGGGGGGCGGCGAGCGAGAGAGGAUCUGCCCACACAAGCGCUCGCACGCGCAGCAGCCGACCCAGCGGGAGGGGUGCCCCCGGAGGACAAAACCCUGGAAGUAACGAGAACAAACGGCGCGCUGUCACACAACAAGCACAACGCCCACGCACGCUGCCGCGCUCCAGUCAAGCACACGCCGCUGUUGCCGCUGAUAGGGAAGCAGCCCGCGGUGAGGAGGGCGCUCGGCAAAGCAGCCAGCCACAAAGUCAAGAGAGGCUUCCGGAAAGAUCCGCUGCACGCCGGUGCAGACAGCAGCAAGCUCAUCGGCAGGGAAAGGAAAAGAAUAAGCCCCCUGGAGAACGGGGGAGAGACCAUGAUCAAUUCCCCCACUGACGUGACCUCUCUGCAGGCUUGUGUACGACCCACGUCCCCCUCCACAUCGGAUAGAGCCACAGCUGAACGUACUUCAAUCACCACGAUUACCUCUCUACAACAGGAAAGAUCUCCAUCCCCUAAACACGACGACAUCACGCCUCGAUCCGCCCAAUCAGACCGGGAGGAGGAGGGCAGGGGUCACAGAGACCCCGCCCCUCCUCUGAGUGAGCAGCCAAUCAUGUUUAGCGCGGAGGAGAUUGACAAGUACAGGCGCCUACAGCAGCAGGCCAGGCAGCACAUGCAGAGUCAGCUGCAGCAGGUGCCCGCCGAGGUGCCCAUGGACAUGCCCUCGGCCCCUGCCAUCUCUUUGCCCCUCAACACUCCUUCCACCGGUAUGCCCGUGGUGAUAGCGCCCACGGUGAUAGCGCCCAUGGUGAUAGCGCCCACUGAUCUAGGCUCUGUGCUAGCAACCCCCAGCUCAGGGUAA